CAUCCCAACUCGACUUGUUUCCCAGUUGGAUGGACUACAUGGAGAGAGGCUGCGGCAGCCUGGAGAACUUGGAGACUUUGCGUUGUUGGAUAGAUAGUGCAGCCACCGCCAUUAUGGCGUUCGCAUCGCCCACUAACCUACGGUAGGGUAGUCACUGGGCACUGCUAAUGAAAGUCUCGAUCAAUCCAUUCCACCUUGGCGUUUCUUAUUACUCGCGCCACCUUAUCCAACGGCCAAAUCAAUGAGUCAUGUUCUUUACAGGAUUCGAAGUCGCACCGCAAUCAUUAUGAGCCAUCAUGACUGCAAAGAUAUCUCGGUUUGGCUUCUCGUGGCCAACGAAAAUGGUCGACGAAGAAUGCACUGUAUAAUAUAAAAUGGGUGCGUGUAUCGCGUCAACCAAAAUGCGUUUGGUGGCUAUGCAUUCUUUAAUAUCCUGCAUCCAAGAACUUCAAACCAAUCACAAUGGCGUGCCACGAAACCACGAGAUUGACGUGCGAGAGGCUUUACCCAAGCGCAAAGCUAAGCUCCGAGCGAAUUGUGCCACUGUCAUUAUUGGACGCCACCACCGCGGACUACCUUGCGACUUGCGCGGCCUGGCUCUUUGAACCUCCAGCACGUGAACGCCAAUCCGACCUGGUGGACCGUCUUCGUCAGUCCCUUAUCAUCGCCCUGGACGCUUAUCCCCACUGUUGCGGGCAGCUGAAAGCAGUGACCACAGUCAGCGAUUGUACAGUACCUCACACUCAACGAUUUGGUCGCGUGUCUGUACAGUAUGGCACUUCUGAUGACCCAGGCGUCGAAUUUGUCACUGCACAAUCUUCCGUGACAUUGGAUGAACUCCAUCCUCUCUCUCGGACAGCUGCACAACCUUUGUGGGACUGCAGUGAUACACAUCUGAGCGAAUUUGUGCCCUCAACACAACUCGCUAAUCCACUCCGCAAAUCUGGGGCCCGAGAAGACGGCGCCUCUCCACCCGUGCUGGCGAUUCAGCUUACUCAACUCAUUUGCGGAGGGUUCGUCCUAGCAGUGAAAUUCGCACAUCCACUCGCGGAUGCACAAACUUUGGUACACUUUGUCAAGGACUGGGCAAGCAUCAAUCGGGCGAUACUGCGCAAGAGUCCUCUUCCUGUCUUGACCCCAGUCUUUCGACCGGACCAGAUAGAUGCUCUGGCUGCAGGCGACAUCAAUGCAGACACGCAGGAUGAGACAAUUAUCCGGCAGACUGAGGACCUACCAAUUCAUCGCUAUGACUGGUGGAAUCCAGAACCUGGAUCUAUCCGGCCAUCUGACGUCCCUGAAGCAUUCCAGCACGAUGUGAUCGUCCCGGCAGGCAAAUGCAUACCCUGGUCCGAAUGGGACCAUGAAGCUCGCGUAUCCUACUACGUCCUACACCUGACCCAGUGCCAAGUAGACAUCAUCUACGAACAAGCGGGAGGGUACACCAAUGGUCGAAUCAGUCGACACGAUGCCGUCUUGGCUCACAUCUGGGCGUGUAUCAACCGCGCGCGGCAGAUGCACGACGACAACGGCCCAGUGUAUUGCAAUCUUACCUGUGGAUUGCGGCCGGUGUUCCAUCUCAGUGAUGCCUUUCUGGGGUCACCCAUACUGAUGGUGAAUGUGAGCAUGACGGGGAAAGAGGUGACCACGACAACUACCACUGCCAGUAGACACGAGACCCUCUCUUUACCCCACAUCACGCAGCGCAUCCGCGAGACCAUCACACUUAUCAACAACCCAGCUAGCCUGGGAGCUUAUUUACACCGGCUAGCGUUCGAAAAGUCCCCGCAGCGCAUCUGGACAGGGUUCCUGGGUCGACGCCAUACGAUGGUGACGACGUGGGCACGUGCCGGUCUGUAUGAGGUUGAUUUCGGGCUGGGAUACGGCGCAGAAGGCAAGGUUCGCUACGCCGAAGGUGUUCUCUCAAACCUGGAUGGGCUUGUCUUGAUCAAGGAGGCGCCACCCGCUCGGAUCCCAGAGAUGGGAGAUCCCCCGACGCUGACUCUUUGGACAGCGCAUGGUGUGGACAUUUCAUUGCAUCUUCGGACAGAUGACAUGGAGCGGUUGCUUCGAGAUCCAUUACUGUUUCCCGGGCGACUUGAAGAGUGACUGGAUACUUGAGGCAGUGCAAUGUGACUACAUAAUCGCACACUUCAUUGGGCUGGUAACCCCACUACUGUGGCUAAAGAGGCUAAUUGAACCUCGUACCUAGAGUAUCAACUAUGAUUGCUACCCGGCAUUAAUACUGAUUGGGAGCUAGCCUUGAUAAGUGCAUUAGACUUGCCGACGUUUUAUUUUUACAAUAUAUCGAUUGACCAAGCAAGAAGUACUGUACUGUACAUGACUUGAAUCACUUGCCGUCCUCGUAUAUGUCCAAGUCUUCGCAUUCAAGUCAACCUGAAGACUCACCUGCGAGCGAGUCAGACAUAAGCACUAUCCAACACAUAUCCACCUUCCUUGUUCCCGCCCCCACAGUCCUACAAUUAGCCACUGUCAUACAGAACAGUUAUAUUUAGUGCACAUUAAUCAACCGUCAAUCAGCCAAG
Messenger RNA from Aspergillus fijiensis CBS 313.89, 2543 nucleotides. Its product is annotated as transferase family protein. Lineage: Eukaryota; Fungi; Ascomycota; Eurotiomycetes; Eurotiales; Aspergillaceae. The transcript has a single exon. The coding region runs from base 463 to 2106 and encodes 547 amino acids. Gene Ontology annotation, molecular function: acyltransferase activity, transferring groups other than amino-acyl groups. The record is from RefSeq and is a predicted model, not a curated record.